Molecule: messenger RNA, 2389 nt
Organism: Balearica regulorum gibbericeps (East African grey crowned-crane)
Lineage: Eukaryota; Metazoa; Chordata; Aves; Gruiformes; Gruidae
Gene: LIMK2
Product: LIM domain kinase 2
Biological process (GO): protein phosphorylation; actin cytoskeleton organization
Cellular component (GO): nucleus; cytoplasm
Molecular function (GO): ATP binding; protein binding; protein serine/threonine kinase activity
Source: RefSeq, a predicted model, not a curated record
GAGGCAGUUGGACAAGUUUGUAGCUGAGCCGGUUUAUCCAGUGUUGAAGAUGGGAAGUUACUUGUCUGCCCCAGCUUACUUUGCUCCCAAGGAUCCCUUUCGGUGCUCUGAAUGUCAGGACCCCCUCACUAACUGGUACUACGAGAAAGAUGGGAAGCUGUACUGUCACAAAGACUACUGGGGGAAGUUUGGGGAAUCCUGCCAUGGCUGCUCUCUGCUGAUGACUGGACCUGUGAUGGUGGCUGGCGAAUACAAGUAUCACCCUGAGUGCUUUGCUUGUAUGAGCUGCAAAGUGAUCAUUGAAGAUGGGGACACUUACGCACUCGUGCAACAUUCCACGCUCUACUGUGGAAAAUGCCAUAACCAGAUUGUGCUGACACCGAUGAUAGAAAAACACUCCACUGAGUCUCUGCGUGAGCAGCUGCCUUAUACGCUGACCCUCAUCUCCAUGCCGGCAGCUACUGAUGGCAAGAGGGGGUUCUCUGUGUCUGUUGAAGGUGGCUGCUCCAGCUAUGCCACUGGUGUCCAGGUGAAAGAAGUUAACAGGAUGCACAUCAGUCCAGAUGUCCGAAACGCCAUCCACCCUGCAGAUCGUAUCCUGGAGAUUAAUGGAGCUCCUAUUCGUACAUUACAGGUGGAGGAGGUGGAGGACUUGAUUCGCAAGACAAGCCAGACGCUUCAGCUGCUGAUAGAGCAUGACCCUGUCUCGCAGCGCUUAGACAGGCUUCGUUUGGACUCCCGUCUUCCCACCCACAUAAAGCCGCCCAUUUCCCCACGCUCACUCUCUCCACUGGACAUCAAGGAGAAUCUGGAAGGAACACUCCGACGGCGUUCCCUCAGGCGCAGUAACAGCAUUUCUAAGUCUCCCGGCCCCAGUUCUCCAAAGGAACCGCUCCUUCUGAGCCGUGACAUCAGUCGUUCUGAAUCCCUACGUUCCUCUUCUAGCUGCUCCCAGCAAAUCUUCCGGCCCUGUGACCUGAUUCAUGGUGAAGUACUAGGAAAAGGAUUUUUUGGACAAGCAAUCAAGGUGACUCACAAAGCAACAGGAAAGGUGAUGGUGAUGAAGGAGCUGAUUCGCUGUGAUGAGGAAACACAGAAGACUUUCUUGACAGAGGUGAAAGUGAUGCGCAGCCUGGAUCACCCCAAUGUGCUGAAGUUCAUCGGUGUACUGUACAAGGACAAGAAGUUGAAUCUCCUCACUGAGUACAUUGAGGGGGGCACCCUGAAGGACUUCCUCCGCAAUGCGGAUCCAUUUCCCUGGCAGCAGAAGGUCAGCUUUGCCAAAGGAAUUGCCUCUGGAAUGGCUUACUUGCACUCCAUGUGCAUCAUUCACAGAGACCUGAAUUCACACAAUUGCCUAAUCAAGUUGGAUAAGACGGUGGUGGUGGCUGACUUCGGUCUGUCUCGGCUGAUUGUGGAGGAAAGAAAAAAGCCCACUUUGGAGAAGCCAUCUGCCAAGAAACGAACCCUACGCAAGAGUGACAGGAAGAAGCGUUACACAGUGGUUGGCAACCCAUACUGGAUGGCCCCAGAGAUGCUAAAUGGACAGAGCUACGAUGAGACAGUGGACAUUUUUUCAUUUGGGAUCGUUCUCUGUGAGAUCAUAGGCCAGGUUUAUGCUGACCCCGACUGCCUCCCACGCACACUGGAUUUUGGCCUUAAUGUCAAGCUGUUCUGGGAGAAGUUUGUUCCUGCUGACUGUCCUCCAGCCUUCUUCCCUCUGGCUGCCAUUUGUUGCAGACUGGAACCAGAGAGCAGGCCCCCUUUUUCCAAGCUGGAAGAUUCCUUUGAAGCGCUCUCUCUCUACCUGGGAGAACUUGCCAUCCCCCUUCCAUCUGAGCUGGAGGAGCUGGACCACAACGUGAGUGUGCAGUAUGGACUGAACCGUGACAAACUACCUGAAAACGCAACCUAGUCAGCUUGUCCUGCUGCCUGCACCACUUCCAUUGGAGUUGAGUGACAGGGAGGGAGAUGCACUUCAGCCACUUCCAGGGCAUUAAUGGGGCACCACGGUGUGCGUUUGCUGCACUGCCUCUCUCUCCCCACCCAACACCUCUCCUUGUGGACAUCCUGAUUCACUGUGGAUUUCUGGCAUGUUUCAGAAGCAAAAAGGGCUGUUUCCUGCCAACUGCACCUAGGAAAGCUGCUCAACACUAUUUUUCUGGCUUGAGAAAUGUUUCUCUGGCCUUUUCAGGCUUCUUUACUGUGGUGCCUUAGAACUUGGCUGCAAGCUGUGAAGCCACCCUGGCCCAUCUGCCAGGGAGGGAAUUGGUAUAGGAUACUCUCCUGGGCAAGGACCAGCACUUCUGGAACUGCUUCUCCCACUGACUGCCCUGCUCAGAAAGCUGGGGAAACUGAACAUCCAGCAAAAGGCCCCACCAGGACAGCG